AUGAAAAGUCUUGAACUUGAAUAUUUGAAUUCUUUAAUAAAAAGAUUAGAAUCAUUUUUACCUACUACUACUGGUCAUACUAUAGUUGAAGUAGAAUUAAACCAACAAUUCAUUUUAACUAAAAAUUUACUUGUUUCAAGAAUCGAUAGUAAAGAUGGGAAAUAUAUCAGUUAUUGUUUAGAGAAAUUAAGUCAUUUAAUAUCGAAAACUAUUGAUAAUGGAGGUAAUGAAAUCAAAUUAAGAGAAAUGAAUGAUAAGUUAUUAUCGUCGAUUUUAAUUAUUGUGAAAAUUAUAACUCAACUAAUACCAAAAUAUUGGGUAACUAGAAAGAAUUUAACUACCUAUAGAAAUUCUGUUAAUAAUUUUGCCAAUAAUUUUGAAGUAUCUACCAAUAAAUUUUCCGAUUUUGUUCAUUUUGAACCUCCUUUACCCAUUAAAAAUGAAUUCAUCCCACCAAUAAUUGAUAUAAUGAUUAAAAUAUCCAGUGGUGAUAUAAUUAAAAGAAUUAUCAAUUUGAUUCAAAAACGUCCUAUUGAUGAGAAUAAAUAUUAUGGAGUUAAUCUUAAUGAACUUGAAGAAACUUUAGAUAAUUCAAGUAUAAAUACUGAUUUAAGUUCAUCGAAUUAUUUACCACCACAGAUUCUUAGUAAACAUGAAAAUGUCAAAUUGGAAGAAUUAUUAAUGAUGGAAAUUGAUAAUAAUAUUGAAAUCAUAUUAAGAUUUUUGGCUGCUAGUAAUCCAAUUCAAUAUUAUAAUUAUUUAUUUGAUCAUUUCUUCAAAUAUCAUAUAAUUGAUGAUAAAAAUAAUCAAAUACCUCGAACGGCAUUAGUUAAAUAUAGUCCAUUGAUAAGAUUUGUUUUCUAUACCAAAGAUAAUGGAUUAAAAAUGGCCAAAUGUGUUGAUAAAACUUUAAGAAUAACUAAAAACACCAUGUGGAAACAAAUUAUCUUAUUCUUUUAUGCAAAUAGUAUCAGAGAUCAAUCAUUUGCAAGGCCAUUGGAUUACGCAUAUAUUGUUGAAACUGAUGAUGAAGUUAUUGAAGUUUGUAAACAUAUAUUUGAUUUAACCUGUUCAAUCUUUGAAGAAAUUCCAUAUCUGGGAAUAUCAUCAGCAAUUCAAUGUUGGAUAUCAAUCUUAAUUCCAAGUGAUUUUAGAGAAUUUGAUGAUAAUAAAAAACCUAAUAAAUUGAAAAUCAAUUUCAAUAAAAGAUUGAAGUUUUUGAUUAAUUUACUUAAAGAUUCUAAUUCCAAAUCAAAUUUAACUUGUUUUAAUUCAUUAAUUAAUACUUUCCAAUUAGCUGGAAGAUUUCCUUUAAUCUUACAUGAUCAUCCUAUUUAUAAAUUUACUUUGAAUUAUUUGGACUCAACUUAUGAAAAUUUGAAUUCAAUUAACUUGUUGAAAUUUUCAUCAACUCCAACUUUAAGUUUCGAAAUCACCAAUAGUUAUGAUAAUUUGAUGAUCAAUUUCUUCAUAUCAGCCAUAAUAUUAAAACCUGAUAAAUAUUUAUCAAUAUUAAUGAAUAAUUUCAAACAAUUAACUAAAGAUAAUAAUUUUAGAGAUGUUAGAAUUAUCAUUAAAAUCAUCAAAUCAUUAUCUCAACAAGAAAAUACUUUACAAAGUUUCAAUUCCAUCAUUAAAAGCAUAGCUCCAUCAUUGAAAUUAAUGAUUAUAAACGCAUCAAGAUUAUUAAAUCAAUAUUAUGAAUUGUAUAAUCAAAAUUAUUCUAAUAUUUCAAUCAAUUCUCAUUCAUUAUCAGAUAAAAUAAGUUUACAUUCAAGUUCAAAUUCUUCAAAUUAUUUAAGAAGAUCAAGUUUUGAUGAAAUAACUCCAACUGAAAGUAAAUUAAGUCAAAUUCAAGAAAUUCAUUUCGAAGAUUUGAAAAUCAUGUCAUCAUCAAUGAAUCCAACUCAAGUUAAAGAUAAAGAAAAUGUUUCACCUUUCCAAAAUCCAAGAUUCUUACAAUAUACUGAAGAAACCUUAUCUGAUUUAUUUGCUAUAUUUUCCGCUGUUCCAGAAUUAUUCUUUAAUGAUUUCAAAUUCAUGACAUUGGAAAGAUUCCAGGACAAUGAAGAACAUUGUAGAGCAAAAAUCAUCAAAUUCGUUUAUGAUAAUAUAACAAGUUUAAAAGCAGGUUUACAAUCAAAAUUAAGUACUUCUACAAUUUAUGGGAAUUCCAAUGAUUCCCAUUUAUUCCAAUCAACUUGUGAUUUGAUCAUGACUAUUGUUGAUGAAACCAAUUUAGUGGCUAAGAAUUAUAAUGAGGUAACAGCUUAUACGAAUUUCCUCACAUGUAAUUAUAUUAUCAAAUCAAUUUGUGAUUCAUGUUUAUCAUUAUCAUUAGCUGAUACUAAAUUCAAAUCUAAUUUGAUUUUCUUGAAUGAAUUCCUUAAACGUAGAGAUCAAUUUGAUAAGUUUUUGAUAAAUAAUGAUAUAAUAGCUAACGAUAAAACUCAUGCUGAUGAUAAUGUUAUAUGUAAUUCUGUGGAAAGAGUUUUAUUAUUAUGUUUAUGUACUCAUGAUAUUCAAUUUUAUAAUAUCGCUAAAGAAACAAUGAAAUGGUAUUUAAAACAAAGUAAUAAUCCAAUUCAUGAACAUUUGAAUUGUUUCAAAACAAAUCUUCAUGAUACAUUUGAAAAAUUAGUUGAUGAUGAUCAAAUCUUUACUGGAUUUGUUUCCCUUCAUAAAAAAGUUCGUAAUAUCUUAAGAGAAGCUAAACCAACCAAAUCUUUAUAUCAAAUUUGGUUGAUUGUUUAUGAACGUUGGUGCUAUUUAUUAGAUAAUUCAAAUUUGAAAAUUAAUAGUGAAAAUUUACUUUUAAGACAUUUCACCGGAUUUUUAGUUUCAACUUGUGGUUGUUUUAUAACUGAUAGUUUUAUAACUGAUGAUCUUGAAUUGAAAUUGAAAUUACAAGCAUUUGUUUCUGAAUUCUUUGAUAAAUGUAUUAAUUUAUUAAAUAGUCAAGAUUUGAUUGUUAGAGUUAUCAUUAAGGAUAUUUUAUCAAAUGAAUCCCAUUCAAGUGUUUAUAAAUUGAUUUCAAAUAAAUUGAUUGAUGAAGUAACGAAAUUUGAAGAAAAUAGAAUAUCAACCGAAGAAAGUACUUUAUUUACUGAACAAGUUAUCACCAUAUUAACAUCAAUGAUCUCAGUUGAUAAUGAAGGUGCUAUUAUUCUUACCACUCUUUUACCUGAAAUUUGUUUGGUAUUAAUUAAAGUUAUUAAUAUAAUUGAAAAUCCUAUCAAUGCUACAAGAUUAAGAUUAAGAUUUUGUAGAUUAGUUAUCGUUAUUGAACAAAACCGUUCAAGAAUCUUAUUGUCAGGAGCUUAUAAGGUCAGGAACUUUUAUGCCAAAUCAAUGUGUGAAUGGUUAGAACAAUCAGCAUUUUAUGAUGAAAUUGAAGUUGAAUCACAAGUUGAAAAAUCCAAGGAAUCAGAAUUAUUAUAUAUUAAUAUCGAUUUAGCUACUGAAAGUUCAAAAGCUUUAUCUUUACAAUUAGAAGAAUUAAUAUUGGAAAUUCCUGAUGGUACUUCAGAAAAUGAAGUGGCUAAAUAUAAAGAUUUAGCUUUUGCCAAUUAUUUCUCCUUAUUUUAUAAGAUAUUAACAAAAUUUACUUCAUUGAAUAGUUUAAAUAAUCAACCAAUAAGUGAAUUUACUAAUCAUUUAAUCAAAUCCAAAUAUAAAAUUCAAAUUAUUGUUGAAAACGUAUUGAAAUGUAUUACUAAUUUAUUACAAUACGAUACUGAUAUUGGUUUACAAUUUGUUUUUCCUUUAGGUUAUCAUGAAAACAAAAAGAUUAGAUCAUUAUUCUUGAACGUUUUCGCUAAUAUGUUGUAUGAAAGGAAAAUGGUCAAUAAAUCUAAUGCUUUUGAUGAAUCUAUCUUGAUUAAUAUUGGUGAUAUUUAUGAUACGGUAAGAGCAACUUCAGCACUUGCUUCAAAUACUAAUAAUACUUUAUUAGCUAAUUCUAUUUAUGGCAUUUAUGGAUAUAUUAAAAUGUUGGAUAAAGUAUUUGAUGUUUUAUUAAAUGAAGAAAUUAAUAAUGUUUCAAGAACUUCAGAUAUUUUCCGUAGAAAUAGUAUUUUAACUAAAUUAUUAGCUAAAUUAGCUAAAGAUGAAGGUAUUGGAUAUCUAAAUAUUGUUUUAAAAGAUUUCCUUCAAGAUUUUACUAAUAAAGAAAUCAUUUUCAAUGUUGAAAAAGAUGGAGAAUAUGAUUGCAGUAAUGCUGAUUUAUUCAUGGAAUAUUUAACUAAAUUAAUUGAUUUAAUCAUAAAUUCAAGCCAUUUAAUGCCAAAAUCUUUCAAAUAUGUUUGUUCUGAGAUUUAUAAGAAAGUAAGUGAUAAAGUUCCUGAUUCAGGUUUAAUAGCUGUGGGAUCUUUUAUAUUUUUAAGAUUUUUCUGUCCUGCUAUUAUAAGUCCUGAAUCUUUCUUUGAAGUUGAUGUUAUUAUUAGUAAUACCAAUAAGAAAUCCGCUUUACAAUUAGUUAAAGUGAUUCAAAAUAUGGCUAAUAAAACUUUAACUUUCUUGAAAUGGAAGAGUUUGAAUUCUAAAAUGGAUGAAUUAAAUGAAUUAAAUAAUAAAAUCUUCAAAUUCUUGAAAGAUAUUUCAGUGUUUGAUGAUAAUGAAUAUCCUUUUGAAGAAAUUAAAGAAUUACCAAUACCUGAAUUGAGAUAUUACCAUAGAUUUUAUUUCACAUUUUAUAAGGAUAUUAAGAUCAGUUAUUUAAUUGGGGGAUUUUCCGAUGAAGAAUUGGCAAGAAGAGUUGAUGUUAUAAGAAUAGUCGAUCAAACAUUAAAGAAAUUGGGUCAACCAAGACCUUUACUUAAUUUUUCAUCCUCAAAAGAUGGUUUAGCCGUUAAAAGCUUUGAUAACUAUAAUCUCGCUAUGAAUCCAAAUAAUGGAUUAUCUUCAGAAUAUAAUGAUUUUAUGAAUAAAAUGUCAAAGAAAUAUAGUGAUAUUGUAUUACAAGUUCAAGUAAUUCAUAAUGCUAUUUUCCAUGAUGGAACUCCUGUAGUGGUUAUCAAUUUAUCAACUUUAAGGUAUAUUGAAUUUGAUAUUCAUUUACUUGUUUAUAAAUUAUUUGAAACUGCUAGUCAAGUUUGGGAUAACAAAUUCUAUUUCAUUUUUGAUUUCACGGAAUUUUCAACUGAAAUGCAUCUUCUUAUAACUUAUGCCACAUUAUUAAAUUCUUAUGCUCCACCUCAAUUGUUUAAGAAUUGUGCUAGAAUUUAUUAUUUUAAUAUUCCUGUCAAUGAUAUUAAAUUAUUUAUUAAUAUUGUUAGACCUUCAAGAGUUGAAGAAAAGGAAGCUAGAGCAAGAUUUUAUACUUAUUCUCAUUGUGAUUCAACGGAAAUUAUAUCUUCAUUAUGUUUAAGUGAUGAUACUAUGUCAAUAACUCGUGAUAAGAAAGUUGAAUUCCAUAAUUGUAAAGUAUUGGAUUCAAGAACUCAAACUUUUAAAUCUUCAACCCUUAAAAUUGGUAGACAAUUUUUAUUAUUAUGUUCAGAUGAAUUUGUUCCAACAAAUCAUGAAUUAUGUGCUACCAGAGGGUUUAGACCAGUGGAAAUUUUCAAUUUAAUUGAUAUUGUUAGAUGUGAAAUUACUAAAACUAGUGGUUCAUCAGAUGAAUUUACUAUUUAUUUAAGUAAUGAUUCAAGUAUUAUUAUCAAAUCAAAUGAAAGACUGGAAAUUCUUAGAUUUUUAUAUUUUACUACUUCAAGAUUACCAAAGAAUUUCAUCGAAAAUGAUGAUAAACAUUUUGGUAUUUCAGAUAUUUCCAAUUUAUGGUUUGGUAGAUUAUUUAAUUUAACAUUCCAAAGUUUAUUAACCGAUAAUGAAGAUGUUAAAACUUCAGGGGCUGCAUUAUUUGCAUCUAUAGCUAAUUAUUUUGAAAUUGAUUAUAACAUUUCAAGAAAUUAUGCUAAAAGUAUUGCUUAUCCUAUAAAUUCCAUUGAUUUUAUUGUUGCUAUAUCUGACCAUGUAGCUAAACAAUUCCCUCAUAUGACUUAUAGGUUUUUAAGAGCUUUCUUUGAUUCUUAUGAUAAGAUUUCUUUGAAUCAUAGAAUGGAUGCCAUUUUAUAUGUUACUCCUUGGAUUAACAAUAUUUGUGAUUAUAUUUAUCUUGAAAAUGAACAAUAUGGUCCUGAUAGAGUUGCUGGAUUAAUAAGACAUUUUUGUAACAUUUCAGCUUUGAAUAAAUCUACCGUUUCGGUAAUAAAUGAUUAUAUUUGGAAAAAAUUGUUCAGUGAGUCAAUUCUUGUACCAACAUUACUAGAUGAAAUCGUCACUUUUGCUAUGGAUAAUAGAAAUGAUGAUCCUGAUUGGACUUUCAUUAUUUCAGUAAUAACUCCAUCAGUUGAAAUUGUUGGAGAAGCUAUCAAUAGACUCAUUAAAUGUGUUAAUCAAACUACUAACAACGAUUCUGAUGUUGCUUCUGAAUCUAAAUUAUUCGAAAUCAUGAUUCUUGUUAAGAUUUGUUCCUCAUUAUUCUUUGAUGCUUAUAUUUAUGCCCAAUUAUUUUUGGCUGAUAUUUUCUUAUUAUGUACUUUAUUCAUUGAUAAUCCAUCAUUAGAAUUUGGUGGUGAUUUACAAAAAUUACUUAUCAAUACCAUUGAAUCAUUUUUACAUAAACCUGAUUUAUCAUUGGAUGAAAAGAAAGUAGUUGAGAAUACCUUGAGUUAUUUUACAAGUCAAAGAGCUAAGAUGUUAUUCGGAUUAACUAGAGAGAAAUCUUCGAGUUCAGAUAUCAGUCAAUUAUAUAAUAGAGCUGCAAGUUUUGAAAUCUUAUGUGAUAAUUUGAAUCAAUUCAUUACUGUCUUGGGAUCUGCCGAUGAUAGAUCUGGUUGGAGAUCAAGAUGGUCAAGUCAUGCUAUUGAUGUGGCAUGUAUUGAAUCUUCAUUAUUCCAAAUAAGAGGUAUUUUGAUUGUUGGAAUUUUAUCCAAGUCAGGUAUCAAUGAUGGUACAGCUGCUAAGAUUUUCAAAUUAAUGAGUAAGAAUACUUUUAAUAAUUCUUUGGAAUACAUGACAACAGUUUUAAUGAGUGCUUCAAGAAUUUUACAAGGAUUAUCAAUAAAUUCAGUAUUCCCAUCAAUUAUUAUUUGGCCACAAUUAUAUUUUGGUAUGUUGAAUUAUUCUUCUUUAUAUCAAGCCAGUAUUCAAUGUCUUUUAAAUACUUUAAUUAAAUUAUAUCAACAAGGAGACAAUUUCAUUGAAAGAAUUUUCCAACAAAGGAAACAUUUGGAUACUUUUAUCACAGCUUUUGAAGAUUCUCAUGGUUUUCAUAUUGAUGAAAAGAAUAUCUUAGUUUAUAUUUUCUUUGUUUUCACUCAAGGUUUAAAACUUAGUCAUAUCAAACAUACUUCAUUGAACUGUCUCAAAACCAUUUUUGGUCUUAGAUUCGAUAUUGAAACCCAAGGUGAAUUUGAAGUCCCUUCGGGUAUAUUACCUUACUUAUUUUUCAUUUGGUUAUCAACUAAUGAUAGUGGAUUUGAAGAAUUCUUAGAAACCACCAAUUAUAAACCAAGUCAAUGGAUUAAAUUGGAUUCUUCCACUUCCAAGAAUAAUUACAAAAUUCCAAAAGUUUUGAUAGAUUACCUUUUAUCUGAUGCUCUAUAUAGUAAAUUGGUAUUGUAUCAAGCAUCAUUCCUUUAUUCCACUGAAUCUGUGGAUGGAAAUUUCAAAACUAAAUUCUUAUUUGCUUAUAAUUAUAUUUUCAACAUUAAUAAAGCUAAAGGUUUACUGAUUUAUCAUAUAAUUAAACCUACUAUUGAUAAUGCUAUAGUUAAUAGCAAUUCCAUUAAAGUGGUGGAAAUUGCUUCCGAUAUUCAAAUUAGAGUUAUUAGUGAUAAAAGUUAUGACUUUGAACAAUUUUCCAUUGAUUCUGAUGAUUUCUUACAACAACAUGGAUUAAUGAUAAUGAAAAAAUACGAAUUCCGUAAAUUAUCUGAUUUACUUCAAAACAAAGAAGAUGGUUUAGCUUCUAGAAUCGAAUUGGAUAAUGAAAGAUUACAAGAAAUGAUUUAUAGAGCGGCUUCUUCAUAUAUUGAUAACCAUCAGUUAGAACGCUGA
Messenger RNA from Yamadazyma jaroonii, 8061 nucleotides. Lineage: Eukaryota; Fungi; Ascomycota; Pichiomycetes; Serinales; Debaryomycetaceae. The record is from the annotation of a GenBank genome assembly.